Messenger RNA from Pollicipes pollicipes, 551 nucleotides. Its product is annotated as insulin-like growth factor 2 mRNA-binding protein 3-A. Lineage: Eukaryota; Metazoa; Arthropoda; Thecostraca; Pollicipedomorpha; Pollicipedidae. The record is from RefSeq and is a predicted model, not a curated record. Gene Ontology annotation, molecular function: RNA binding.
UCAGCUGGCGUGUGCGUGCCCGUCGCGUCGGCGCAGUGGCCAUCUGUCGAGCUGUUGGCGGCGCGUACCGGCCGGCUGGCGGCCAUCGUUCGCGGGACUGGGCGCCCGACUGCGAGCGAGCGCCUGUGCAGUGAUCUUCCGGCGGUAGCGUGUCUCGACAGCGAACUGGGCACGGCAGCGGCGCAGGUCUGAGGACACGCCUCGACAAUGGCCGACAACCAGGCGGAGUACGACGAUGGCGACCGUGCGCCGCGGCCGCGGCACAACGGCCGAGCGGGCGGCGGCUUCGGCGGCGGGGGAGGCGGCUUCCCGGGCCAGGCGGCGCCGCACACCGACUUGCCGCUGCGCAUCCUCGUCAACAGCGAGAUGGUGGGCGCCAUCAUCGGCCGCCAGGGCAACACCAUCCGCCAGAUCACGCAGAACACCCGCGCCAGGGUAGAUGUGCACAGGAAGGACAGCAACGGCGCCACAGAGAAGGCCAUCACCAUCUACGGCAAUCCGGACAACUGUGACAACGCCUGCCGCGAGAUUCUCGACGUGAUGACCCAGGA